This is a messenger RNA of Mytilinidion resinicola, 2496 nucleotides long. RefSeq names its product palmitoyltransferas-like protein akr1. The transcript has 6 exons. Gene Ontology annotation, cellular component: Golgi membrane. The record is from RefSeq and is a predicted model, not a curated record. Gene Ontology annotation, molecular function: palmitoyltransferase activity; protein binding. The coding region runs from base 119 to 2263 and encodes 714 amino acids. Gene Ontology annotation, biological process: protein palmitoylation. NCBI's taxonomy places the organism in Eukaryota, Fungi, Ascomycota, Dothideomycetes, Mytilinidiales, Mytilinidiaceae.
UCUCGAUUCUUCGAACUCCCCCCUUUCUGCCAGACAAGGCUCACUCAUGAUGAUUCGCGACAUAUGACCUAGCCCCGACUCCGCAAACGACAGCUCGAGCAGGAGACCCAUUGCUGCCAUGUCCUCUUCCCCGACCUCCGCAUCUGCACGCGCCGAGCAGACUUCAAAUGGCAAGCCGGUUGGAGGGGAGCAACAUGUUGAACUGGAAAUACUGAGUUCAGGAAAGCCCAGUAUGCCUAUCGAGGAAGACAUAAUGCAGCUGGCACGGCUGGGUGAAAUUGGGGCGAUCCAGAAAUUAUUCGACAGCGGGAAGUUUGAUGCCAACUAUGCUGAUGAGCAAGGUAUUACGCUGCUACACUGGGCUGCUAUCAAUAACCACUACGCUCUAUGUCACUUCCUCAUCCAAAACGGCGCGAACGUGAAUGCGAAAGGUGGCGAUGCUAUGGCUACAGCAGUGUUGUGGGCUGCGAAGAGAUGCCAUUACUACGUGGUUCACCUUCUUCUACAACAUGGUGCCGACCCUCUCCUCACCGAUGACCAAGGCUUCAACCUCCUACACUCUGCGACCCUCGAUGGCAACGUCUUCCAGCUUGUCCUACUUCUCCAUCAAGAUAUUCCUGUGGAUAUCCCUGACGCACAGGCGCAUACCUCGUUGAUGUGGGCGGCGUACAAAGGCUUCCCUUCCUGUGUAGACUUGUUUCUACGCUGGGGCGCGAACGUGUACGCAAAGGACGACCAAGGAUUCACCGCAUUACACUGGGCACUUGUGAAGGGAUCGCAAGGAUCUAUGCAAAAGUUGAUCGAAUACGGAUCGGACAGAUUUGCAAAGAACAACGACGGAAAGACACCGGCCACGACGGCCUCGGAAAUGAACACACAGCGGCAGUGGUAUCGAGCGCUGUCAGAAUGCGGAUACAAUAAGGAUGGGACUACUAAGGAAUUUCCGCUCUCCUUCAUGGUCAAGGAUGUCAAGACCUUCCUCAACCGGGCCACGUUCUUAUUACCGUUCCCCAUGAUCCUCGGUAGCAUGUAUGCCCUGAGCCACAUGGUUAUAUACUUUGCCGUUCCUACUGCUCUAGCCAUCGUCUUCGGGCUGCAAUGGAUAGGACAGUACUCCCUUCGGUGGGCGCCGUCAAACAUGAAGAACAUCGGACAUACGCCAUUCAUGGCAGGCAUUUUUACAGCCUCAAUGUUCUGGGUUGGUGUUCGUUGGUUAACCACACUCCUACCUUGGACUUUCAUAACCAACCCGUUUUUGAAUGUAUUCUUCGUCACCUUCUAUGGACUCUCGGGAUACUUCUACUUCAUGAGCAUGAACGAAGAUCCCGGCUUUGUGCCAAAGUCAGGAAGUCGCAGUGGGCAAAAAGCUGUCAUUGACGAGCUCGUGGAAUUGCGCCAAUUUGACGAGCAUCAUUUCUGCGUCAAUUGCAUGGUUCGCAAACCUCUCCGGAGUCGGCAUUGCAAGAGAUGCAAUCGAUGUGUCGCGAAGUCAGAUCACCAUUGCCCGUGGGUGAACAACUGCGUUGCGAAUAACAACCAUCGCCAUUUCUUUCUUUACGUUCUCACCCUAGAAAUUGGCCUCAUCUUCCUAAUGCAGCUGGUCUUGGCCUACCUCUCCAUCAUUCCAACGCCAAAGGAUGUUACCUGCAACGUCCUAUCCGACGACCUAUGUAAAAUCCUACACAAAGAUCCCUAUACCAUCGACCUCUCUCUCUGGUGCGCAGCCCAAUCGAUAUGGGUAACGAUGCUUGUUGUCGUCCAACUCCUACAGAUCGCCCGCGCCUUGACGACCUUCGAAAGCAUGCGCGGCCAUCUUAAUAGCCACACCCCCGGCGAAGCCCUCACCUCCUUUGUCACCACAGGCACCACUUCCCAAGAGGUCACCGGCGCCUCCAAUGGCUUCGGUUCUGGCCAGGACAUCGGCGACGUGCCUCGUCGGCCUCACCAGCACCACUCCGUCUGGAACCAAUGGAAACGACUUCUUGGCCUCGACACAUUCUUCGCCACCGCCUUCCGCGGCUCGCAGGCCAACCAGGCCCGCUCACGCGGGAACCCCUUUUCCCAUGGCAUCAUCAGGAACUGCAAGGACUUUUUUUGCGACGGGUCGCCAAUUUUCGGGUUUAAGGAGAAUGGGUCAGCCAGGCUGGGAGGUGAGAGGGUCGAUUACACGAGGCUGUAUGAGCCGCCACCGCGAAUGACGAUGCGUAGGUCGGAAGGCAAUAGAGCAGCUUAUGCGGCGGUGGAUACGGAUGACACCGUUUGAGCCUCAUGAUGCAUGUAUAUCCUUAGCGUUAUUGUUUCAUUUGGGCACCGGAUAAGGGUUUAGCAGGCGGGACGAUGGUGUGUUGCUUGGGAUGCAUCAAACGACCUGGGCGAUCACUCGACUGUUAGCAUAGCGAAAGAAACGUAAUCUUUACACCUCAAGAUUUUGGACUGAUGUUUGGUGCUGAGCUUCUGGAAAAGUGCUUUAUAUUCGUAAUAAAUACAAGUAAGAAG